This is a messenger RNA of Pseudophryne corroboree (corroboree frog), 4615 nucleotides long. Its product is annotated as torsin-1A-interacting protein 2-like. Lineage: Eukaryota; Metazoa; Chordata; Amphibia; Anura; Myobatrachidae. Gene Ontology annotation, molecular function: ATPase activator activity. Gene Ontology annotation, biological process: membrane organization. The transcript is spliced from 3 exons. Gene Ontology annotation, cellular component: membrane. The record is from RefSeq and is a predicted model, not a curated record. Bases 329 to 3061 code for a protein of 910 amino acids.
AACUCCCUUCCUGACACAGGGCUGUUUUCUGCUCACUUUCGUUUCUGUGCUAGAAGUGGAAGUUACAUAGGAAACUUGUACUGAGGACAAAUAUAGAAUAACUUGCUGUGUACGUCUCUUACUGCAGAGAGUGGAGGAUUGCAAGUUCCUGUAUCUCAGAGCAGAUUCAGAGGAGAUUGGGUCAUAGCAUGUAAAGACAGAUAUAAUGAAAAGACGAAGUUCUCAUCACUUGUCUGGGUUAUAGAAAUUACUAGAAUUACCUAAGAAACGUGGAGAACACAAAGGCAAACUAAAAACUAUCCACUAAAUAAAAUCUUCAACACAAAUUAUGGACCCAGCACCAUCAGUCCACCCAGAGGAGAAACAAAUUCAACCGAAUUUACAGCAAGCAUUAUAUGGUAAUGAACCUCUGAAUAAGCAACCAACUAAUUCAGCACAGCUAACCUCCGAGGUUCCUCAGCUCUCACAUGACCAUACAUCUGUAAAUUCUAAAUUAUGCCAUGAUGAUCUUCGUCCCUCAAAUGGAAAAGAAGGACAUCAUCUAAAAUCUUCAGUGGAUGGAAAACAAGAAAUCACUGAUAAUAUAAUUGUUCAAUCAGAAGUAAUGACAGAACAACUCGCCAAAGACCUAGAAGAAAUAAAUAUCUCACCUGAGAAAAAAAAUCCCGCCACUGAAACCCCAACUUCAACCUCAUCAGAGCCAUAUGUUGAUAAACACAAAGUAACUGCUGACACAAUGACACAAGCAUCUGGCACAAAGGAUCCAGAACAUCCCGCCAUUGAAAAAACAACUCAAUACUUCCCAGACCUCAUUGUUGACAAAGGCAAAGCAACUCCUGAUACAACGACACCAGUAUCUGGUGCAAAUGAGCCAGAAGAGUCUGCCAUUGCAGAACCAACUUCAUACUCCCCAGAGUCAUCUGCUGAUAAAGACAAAGCAACCGCUGACACAGCAACUCCAACAUCUGGUGCAGAGGGUCCAGAACAUCCAUCCAUUGAAAUCCCAACUUCAACCUCAUCAGAGCCAUAUGUUGAUAAACACAAAGUAACUGCUGACAUGAUGACACAAGCAUCUGGCACAAAGGACCCAGAACACCCUGCCAUUGAAAAGACAACUUCAUACUUCCCAGAGCUCAUUGUUGACAAAGACAAAGAAACUGCUGACACAACAACACCAGUAUCUGGUACAGAUGAGCCAGAUGAGUCUGCCAUUGCAAAACCAACGUCAUACUCCCUAGAGCCAUCAGCCGAUAAAGACAAAGCAACUGCUGUCACAACAACACCAGCAUCUAGUGCAAAGGGGCCAGUACAGCCUAUCAUUGAAAAGCCAACUUCAUACUCAAUAGAGUCAUCUGUUGACAAAGCAACUCCUGACACAACGACACCAGCAUCUGGUGCAAAGGUUCCAGAACAUCCUGUUAUUGAAAAGCCAACUUCAUACUCCCCAGAGCCAACUUUUGACAAAGAUAAAGCAACUGCUGACACAGUGACACAAGUGUGUGACACAAAAAGCCCAGAACACCCUGCCAUUGAAAUGCCGAUUUCAUACUCACCAAAGCCAUCUGCUCAUGAAGACAAAGCAACUGCUGACACAACGACACCAGUAUCUGGUGCAAAGGGCCCAGAACACCCUACCAUUGAAAAGACAUCUUCAUACUCACCAGAGCCAUCUGUUAAUAAAGGUGAAGUAACUGUUGAAACAAUGACACCAGCAUCUGGUGGAAAGGAGCCAGAACAUCCUGCCAUUGAAAAUCCAAUUUCAUACUCAUCAGAGCCAUCUGUUGACAAAGACAAUGCAAUGGCUGACACAGCAACACACGUGUGUGGCACAGAGGGGCCAGAAAAUCCAACAUCAUCUUCACCAGAGCCAUCUGUUGAUAAAGAUGAAAUAACUGAUGACACAACAACACCAGCGUCUUGCGCUAAGAAGCCAGAACAUCCUGCCAUUAAAAAGUCAACUUCAAACUCAUCAGAGCCCUCUGUUGACAAAGACAAUGCAACUGCUGACACUGUGACACAAGUGUGUGGCACAAAGGGGCCAGAACAUCCUGCCAUUGAAAAGCUAUCUUUAUACUCAUCAGAGCCGUUUGUUAAUAAAGACAAUACAGCUGCUGACACAACGACACCAGCAUCUGCUGCUACGUAUAUAAAACAAUCUGUCGUAAGAAAAAGAGUCCCAGAAAGGCUGGGGGAGAUCCAUGAAGCGAAACAACCCACUGACAGAUCAUCAUCCCCUCUAGUAGAUAAAAAAGAGAGUAUAAACAUACACGCUACGUGGAGCAUGUUGGUACCAAGUGUUAUUGGUUUUAUUGCAGUUAUUGUGGUUAUCUAUAUCUGCUUAUGGAGAGGACCCACAGAAUCUUCAGGUUCCAGCAGCUCAGUCCUGCAGAUUUUCCAAGAUGAGUUCAAUAGCCUCAAAGCUGAUUUCCCUGGACAGAAGGACGAUUUGUGGUUGAGAAGUGGAAAAAUGUUGAAGAAUCAUCUGAACAAGUCCGAACCACUUGAACCUGCUACGUUCAUUCUCACUGCAGCCCAAGAUGGGGAACACACUUUACGCUGUUUAAGUGACCGCCUAGCAAGUACCUAUGCCAUUUCCCACAAUGCUAGGCAUUUGAUGGUUCAUGGACCCUCUAUGGCUAAAUUUGAUGGUGUCCCUACAAAACUGCUGAUAGAUGAAGAGCUUACUGCAGGGUUUGAAUCUACCGCUCGUGCAGCAGUCUUUUACCGCAUAGAGACCCUGCCCCCUAGUUCCUUACUCAUCCUUUACAAAUAUUGUGAUCAUGAGAAUGCUGCCUUCAAGAAAGUGGCACUAGUGCUCACAGUGCUCUUGGAUGAUAAAUCACUGAACACAGACAUGUCCCUCACUGAACUGGAAGAGAAAGUGAAAGAUUUCAUAUGGGAACGAUUCAUUAGCUCAGACAGCAUCCGAUCGCACCACGAGCUAGACAGUGAUAAGCUGAGUGGGGUGUGGAGCCGCAUUUCGCACCUUGUUCUUCCUGUUCUGCCUGUAGACUCCAUCGAGGCUGGAAACUGUCCUCGGAACCAGAUGGAAGAUAAAUAAAGAUCGCAGAUUUGAGACUAUAAAACAGGGAUGGGGAACCUUCGGCCCUCCAGCUGUUGUUGAACUACACAUCCCAGCAUGCCCUGCAACAGUUUUAGCAUGGCCAUAUAGCAAAACUGUAGCAAGGCAUGCUGGUAUGUGUAGUUCAACAACAGCUGGAGAGCCAAAGGUUCCCCAUCCCUGCUAUAAAAGAUAGUGGUGAACUGGCCAAAAGGACUUCGAUUAAUCUAAGUGUGCCUUAACUUACAUAAAGAACAUCACAUAAAAUGGUUACCUAUCUGUCAAAUCCGCAUAUCUCAAAGCGUUCAAGCAGUUGAACUAUGACCUGCUGAACAAGCAAUUGAAAAGGAGACUACGAUGCACUUUUUUCAAGAAAUUUGCUUAUUUGCACUAUUACAACUUGAUCAAAGGAGCUGUUUUACAUCAUCAUCAUCAUCAACCAAUAAGGUUCCAUGUAAUAACUACAUUGUAUAGCAAUUAUGAUUGUUUUUUUUUAAAGGGAAACAUUAUAGAAUCAAUUCAGCUUUUAGAAAUAUUUAAUCAUGUAUAAUUAAGACAUGAACAGGAGAAAAUGAAUGUACUGAAAUAAUAUAUUUUAAAAUUAGCUUUUGUACUUUAGCAUUCAAUUUAAAGUAAACAGGUAAUUGUAAUUAAUUGUUAUUAACAAAACUUUGUUUUCUUACGUAAAUGUUUCUUGCAAUAUUGAGUGCAAAGCUAAUGAACCUGUGUCUCUGGGUUGCGGAGCUGCAGGUUCUGGCAGGGCACACUGAAACAUUUAGCUCCACAGUUGGUGAUCCAGAACUAGCCCAAGCCAAGUUUACAUCCACUAAUAGGAGGCUCUUUCCCCUGUACUGGACAGAUAUGGGUUUGGUGAUAUGUCUACCACUCUCUAUGAAGACAAAAAUACAGGAAAAAAAUAAAUUUCCGUCCUAGUGCUGCAAGCUCUAUCUAAUGGCUGCUAGGUGUUACCAAUCUUAAUUUGUCUUUCUCUGCGUUUGGAGCUCAGUGUGUAGCACUGGGGCACAAUUCUGUUCAACACUGUAACAUGUGCAAUGCCGCCCUUCAGCCUGACAAUGACACUUCUAGGCUGCUACUUCUUCCACAACCAUUGGCUUGGGUCAAAACUUGAAAAUGAUUAUUCUACGCGCUCUUAUUUGGAGAAAUUGGGGAAGCCUGGAAUAUUAGAAUCUAGAAGGAGUAAAUUUGAGUAUUCCUCUCUCAAAUCUGAUGUUAUACAAGUGUGAAGUUGGUGUGGAGAGCCAAAAUCCUCACACUCCAUCCAACAUCAGAUUUGUUCAUUGUUUACCAAAUGUAUUCAUUUUAGCCGGAUUUAUUGUGCAAUAUUUUAUAAAGUGGGGUAAGGCCAAAUAUCCGUCCCAGAGUCAGCCGUUCGUUAGCAGGCUGUAGUGCACCACAUAAGUUAGUGUUGUUUCUAGCUUUCUAUACUAUUUACAUCUGUAAUAGGAUUAUUAUUAUUAUCAUCAUUUAUUUAUAUGGCGCCACAUGGGAUCUGCAGCGCCAAAUUACAGCGUAAAUAAAUAAGCAAAAUGUGAA